AUGGCAAGACUCUUAUUACUUUCUCUCCCCGGUCUUGUGGCCAUAUGUGCCGUGCACGGAAUAUUUAUGGACAGACUUGCUUCCAAGAAGCUGUGUGCAGAUGACGAGUGUGUGUAUACUAUUUCUCUGGCCAGAGCUCAAGAAGAUUUCAAUGCCCCCGACUGUAGGUUCAUUAAUGUUAAAAAAGGGCAGCAGAUUUAUGUUUACUCAAAGCUGGUAAAAGAAAAUGGAGCUGGAGAAUUUUGGGCUGGCAGUGUUUAUGGAGAUGGCCAGGAGGAUGAGAUGGGAACCGUGGGGUAUUUCCCCAGCAGCUUGGUAGAGGAGCAACAUGUGUACCAAGAAGCCACCAAGGAAGUCCCCACCACGGAUAUUGACUUCUUCUGUGAGUGAGCGAGUAGACAAACCUGCAAAUAGAAAGGAAACAUCAAGAAAUAAAGAAAAAGAAGUGAAAUAACAACAACAACAACAAAAAUACAUAUCCCUAAUUCCUAACUUUGGUUUCGAGGCUUUGUUACCUUACAGGAGGGCUGGGCCCUCAGGGCCUGCGGUCGGAGAUGAAGGAGGGGGUUUCCACUCAGUUUUCUGCGGCAGGGCGAUGUUUGGCUCAAGUGGGAGAACUGGAAGCAGAGAUUGUUUUUCAGCCUAGAGAAUCUUCUUUUAUGCAGGGAUGCAUAUAGAAGAUGGUUUGUUUGUAUUAUUUCCAAAUGGUAAUUCUUGCCAGCUCUUUGGCUCCUUAUAUAAACUUGGUAGGUCAUAAGUCUUCCUUUGGACAUGCUGUUUUCUAAUUAUUUGUCUCUCUGGCCAUUUGCAGUGUUAUAAUAUAUCCAACGGGGCUAUAUCAUCAAGGAGUAUUCUUGUUGAUUGUUGUCUAGGAUUGUUGUCGCUUUUAAUAUUUGGUGCCUUUGGGAUAUAAAGCUGGUGGGAGUGGGGGAGCUGUUUAGACUCAUAGACGUUUGGACUAUGCCUCUUUCUCUUUAAAAAAAUUUCACGGGGGCAUCUGGCUGGCUCAGUUGGAAGAGUAUGUGACUCUUGAUCUCAGGGUCGUGAGUUCAAGCACCACUUUGGGCAUAGGGAUUACUGAAAUAAAUAAACUUAAAAAAAUUUCACCCAUUAUUUCCACUGAAUAAUUUUAUCUUCUAAAUGAUUGGUUUACCUCUCCCCAAAUUUUAAAUAAGUAUGUGUAUAUGUAAUAAGGGUGGAGUAGCUUAUGAAAUAUUUGUAGUAGAAUAGUUUCCCCUUCAUAUGUGCUGUCAAGUCAAAAGACAGAGGGAAAGAAAAGCAUGUGAGUUAUUUCUCGACUUCUGUUUCAACUUCGAAUCUCCUCUUCCCAUGUAAAUCCCCCCAGUCAAGGGUGAUGUGUGAAGAAAUCUGGUGAGCCAAUUGGCCCACAAGUUUUUCUACAUUUAGUUGGAAAUUUGUUUUGAUUGUGUAUUCCUGGUGUAAUUCUUUUUAUGUAGUCCUGGGUCUUUGUUUACGUGUAAUUAAAA
Molecule: messenger RNA, 1487 nt
Organism: Acinonyx jubatus (cheetah)
Lineage: Eukaryota; Metazoa; Chordata; Mammalia; Carnivora; Felidae
Gene: OTOR
Product: otoraplin
Exons: 4
Coding region: 1-390 (129 amino acids)
Biological process (GO): cartilage condensation
Molecular function (GO): protein binding
Source: RefSeq, a predicted model, not a curated record